AUGGCGGCGAAAGAGCGAGACAUGGACAAGGUAAUUCAAUAUUUAAAAAAAUUGGACCAAUCUGAGAUGACGAUUCUGAAUUUUAUCAACGAAAAGCUCACUGAGAUAGCUGUACUGCAUGCUGACGACAACAAUUUACGUAAACAUGGUGUCACCAAGGAUGGUGAUAUAAUCAGAUUGAGAUUAAUGUGUUCCUCAGAUGAGCAAAUAGAAGAUCGAAAGCUUGAGUUGAGAGUGUUGUCCCCAGUUAGGAAAAGUGUAACAAAGAAACUAAGAGUCGUUUACCUCAGUUGGGAACACUAUGAUGCGAGGAAAAAAAAAUUUGCUCUAGUGAAAGGAGAAAGAGGAGGUGGACUGAGAAGCAUCAAGCUUCCGUCGAAUGCAUCCUAUGAUGAUUUAUUGAAUACUUGCAAAGAGUUAUUUUGGGAGAAAAGGAACAACCCUCUUACAUUUGGUACAAGUGACGUUACUUUCUUUUUAGUUGAUAUCCGGAGGGAAGUUGUGAAUAACAUUUUAACCACCAAUGCAAACCAACAGAUCCCUUUUACAAUUGAACUGUAUUGUCAGAAAACAAAAAUGGCUAGAACCAAGUUCAUUUUCAGAACAAAGUGCAAGACAAUCCAAAUGAUACAAGACUUGACAGCACCAAUAUUUGUGAGUUCUGACAAUGACGAAUCAGAUGAUUUUGUUCCAGCUCGUGGUUUUAGAACAUCAACACCAUUGAUUGGAACUUCUCAUGAACGAGCAGAGGUAAGACAAGAGAUGGACAAUGCCUACUCUGCAUCUUUAGCAUCUGAUAGGAAGAAAGCACAAGAAAAAGCUGAUAUAGAAAAAAGAAACUUAAGGUUACAAAGCUUGAAUGCAGCACGAAAAUCAAGAGUUCCUCCUGAAGCUCUUUUAACUGAUUACCAUUGUACUAUUUCAAUACAUCACCCUGCAGAAGGUCAUAAAACACGUCUUUUUCAUGCAAGAGAAACAAUGACUGUAGUAUAUGAUUGGGCAGGAAGUUUGAGCAUUGAACCUGAACAUUAUGAUAUUUUAGAUUUUACUGGAAAAGUUAUUGUCCCAGAUUCACCAAUUAAAUCAGGAAUGUUUCAUAUUAGAGAACGUGAUGAUCCAGUUAACAUGACAUCCGGAGCUUCAGUAGCAUUUAUGGGAUUUGGAACAGAGAAAGAGUCCACUAACGAUGCUUCUGUAACUGAACAAUCUACCUCAACAACAAGUUUAUUAUCAAGUUCAGAAGAAGACAGAUAUAUUCAAGUGUCAACAAAGAUGGCUACUAGCAUCAUUGAAGGAUAUACUUUAGAAACUCAAUGUUAUUCCAAAUCUAGAAUGAUCCACGCCCCUAAGAUUGCCUUGCCUACCUAUAAAAUGGGAGCAGCUAAACAAAUUUUGGAUCAUGUACCUCUGGUAUCAGGAGAAACCUUCAGAUAUUUCUUCAGGACAGAUAUUGCAUGUAGCCAGGUCGGUUUGUUUCAUUUUAUAUAUUAUAUCAUGUUAGGAGCCCAGAAACUGUCACUUUUUAACAACCCUAGAGCCAUUAUGGCUUUUAUACAAUGUUGUUUAUGUUCAUUCACCGCGAUAGACGAUCAUGAUACGAUCCUGCUCCAACCUGUGUAUAUUAUUGGUGAAUAUAAUUGCUUUGGGAGCAAUAUUCAGGCUAUAACUUUGGAGAAACUAUAUUCUGUAAAAGACAUGCAAAACGAACUGCUAUUUACAUUUAACAUCAAGGCAUCCAAAACAGCUCCAUUUAGGAAAGGGCUAAGGCUGGCCCAUUGUUCGUUUUAUCAAAUGGGGAUUUUAUUACCCGAAUUCCUGUUAUGGCAUGUUGAAUUAUCUCGUCGUAGUUCUCGUCAUAAAUAUUGCCUCAUAGAAUUUGGGGGUGCUGGGCUGCCCUGGGCAGCCACAAAGUGUAGAGAUGUGCGUGUACCCCUGGAAGAGUAUGGUGAAUUAAGUACAGGUAUGAUAGAGGAAAUGGCUAUUACUGCUAUUUUAACCAUAGCAAUUAAUGAACUGAUAACAACAGCAAAUUUCGAAGACUUACAAAAAGUCCGUUUAUUAUCCCUUGAGGGUGAAUUCAAUGAUGGGGAACAAUUAGUUUUAAUCGAAUUCAAGGAUGAGGAAGCUCAGGGUGAUGGUGUUGCAAGGGACGCUUUCACAUUAUUUUUUAAUAAAAUGUAUGGAAAAUUUGAUGGCUACUUUGAGAAAGUACCAAUACCCACUUCAGAAGCGAUGGAGUUAAAUACAGUGGGAAAAAUUAUUAUCUCUGGCUUUGUAUUUUAUAAUGUAUAUCCUUUUCAAUUAUCACAUGCUGCCAUGAAGUAUACAUUGUUUGAAGAAAUAACUGAUCAAGAUUUGUUCAAAUCGUUUAUGAAUUAUAUUCCAUCAUCAGAAGCCGAGUAUGUAAAAAAGUUUGCAGCUGGGAAAAAAAGUGAAAUCCAACCCAUAGUAGACAUAUUGACUGAAUCUCGUAUUUUUGAUAUGCCAAAGAAAGAAAAUGUGAUCGAAUUAUUUGUUAAAGCUGCAAAAAUUUCACUUAUAAGGUUACCAACCUUUUGUUUGAAGGAAAUUGUUAUAGGAAUGGGACAUUUUUGGAAAAACGUCAGCCAAAAUAUGUUCGAUGCUAUAGCUGCUGAAACAAAGCCCACACCCGAACGAUUUUUAAAAGCUAUCGAAGCCGAUGAAAAAAAUCAAGUUCACCAGAAAAUUACAACUUGGUUUCAUCGUUAUGUACGUUCAUUGAAACAGGAAACUUUGUUGGAUCUUGUCAGAUUUAUAACUGGAUCAUCGAACCUUAUACCUGGUGAAAUCAUUAAAUUAGAGUACACUGAUCACCCACCGAAACAUGCAAGACCAACAGCUGAGACAUGUUUUAAAAUUUUGAGGCUGCCGCGCCAAUAUGUUUCCUUUUCUCACCUUUGUGAAAACAUCAAUUAUUAUCUCGGUAAUGAAGACUCAUGGGGUGUUAAGGACAAUAUUUAAUAUCUUUUUUUUUCAAAGAUCUUUCAUUUUAUAUUUUGUUGAUCAUAAACUUGCUGAUUAUGCAUUUUUUAUUUAUUUUUUCUCCUUUUUUUAUAUAACACUUUUAUAUAGAAAACUGCAUCUUUCAAACAAUUCUUCAGACUAUGAGUGUGCUAUAACUAAUACGUAUUGAUGAUAAAUAAUGGUACCUCGAUUUGCACAUGUAUAUAUGUAUAUAUAGCUUUUUUCAAAGAGCAUUAUUUGCUGAUCUUUUGUUUUGUAUGUUAUGUUCUUUAUGACUAAACAUAUUUUGAAACGCUAUUAUUAACAUUGUUUUGACUACUUUAAUCAUAGAAACUUUCGCAAAAGAAACUUUCGCCAAUUUUAGUCUCUCGCAAAAAAAUUUCAAUUUCGUCAUUGGCGAAAAUUUUUCGAAUUUCUGCGCAGAUACAUUGAAAAGUAAAAUAAUGUGUUUUUCCUCAAUCGA
Molecule: messenger RNA, 3448 nt
Organism: Hydractinia symbiolongicarpus
Lineage: Eukaryota; Metazoa; Cnidaria; Hydrozoa; Anthoathecata; Hydractiniidae
Exons: 14
Coding region: 1-2982 (993 amino acids)
Molecular function (GO): ubiquitin-protein transferase activity
Source: RefSeq, a predicted model, not a curated record